Molecule: messenger RNA, 4783 nt
Organism: Anguilla rostrata (American eel)
Lineage: Eukaryota; Metazoa; Chordata; Actinopteri; Anguilliformes; Anguillidae
Gene: mindy1
Product: MINDY lysine 48 deubiquitinase 1
Exons: 10
Coding region: 1156-2808 (550 amino acids)
Biological process (GO): protein K48-linked deubiquitination
Cellular component (GO): cytosol; cell periphery
Molecular function (GO): cysteine-type deubiquitinase activity; cysteine-type carboxypeptidase activity; K48-linked deubiquitinase activity
Source: RefSeq, a predicted model, not a curated record
ACAAAUAAAAGAGUAAAAUGUAGCUGAAAUAAAAGAUGGUGACUCGAAUAGAACACCUCACCUGAAACUUGUGAUCACAGUUGAACCUGAGAUUUUGUGGUAGGGGAUUUGUUUGAACUGUCACAGACUGACACAACGACGCUGGUAAGAGCUGAGCCAGCUAACCAACGAGCUGAGCUAGCUAGCAACGCUGUCAAGGACGAAGCAAACUGCUUGGCCAGCCCAAAUAGCUAUAGCAGCAGCAGGUGACUUUUUUUUUUUUUUUUACCUGGUUUGCUAUAUUAUAAUAGCCUAGAUAAUUUUCUUUAACGUUAGCUGCAAGCAGCGAUUCAUGAGCUACCAAAAGAAACACACUUUGUAUUCAUAUUUUGGCUAAGCAUUUUCUCAGACAGCUGGUAAUGUGGCUGUUCUUUUAUAGACUUAGCUAGCAAGCUAACGUUAGCUCGGCGAUGCCCCAAACAUUUAUAGCUAAUGUGGCGUUAGUUAUUGCUAGGUGGUGACUUCGAGCAACUAUCUAUUUGGCUAGCGAGUCAGCUCAACACUUUUACUAAGAUAUGCUAGCUAACGUUAGGCUUAAAGGGACUAAUUUUCACAUAAUCUGGAAAAAUAAUGGUCAAUGUGUUGUAUAUGACUAGUCAUAUUUUCAAGCAUAAGGUCGAUAAAGUUGUGUUUUAAAAUUGUCACUGGUUUGUACUAAGGUUGGCCGGUGUGCAAAUGUGGAAUUAGAUAUCCGACUAUAAAUUCCAUUUUUGUUUUACCGUUCGGGUUGGAGACGAUAGGAAAACGAGGCAGGUCGAUGUCACGCUUUCCCAAUUGAUAGAGGGUGUGAAAAGCAGCGGUGUCUGUGGUUGCCGUCCAUUAUGCUAAUCUCUAAAUGCUUCAGGAAAACCAUUGCCCCGUUCUAAAACUUCCUUUACUCAGGAAUGCGAAUAAACUGUCUGUUUUUCUAAACUCUAGUCACCAGGAAAGCGGAACACUCCAUAUUCCGUGAAGGACAAAUUUAGCACCGGCAAGCACUCGUGUCAUUAUAGUUGAAGGCCGAGCCGGUGCGUGUUGCUCAAAGGUAGUUGUCAGAGACAAUUUAGUCUUAUUUUCCUCACUCUCAAGUGCACAGAUUAAUUAAAGAUUGACCACAAAUAACGUCCAUCGUAAGGCAUGGCUGACUCCAGCUCAGAGGUGAUCGGAGAGGAUCUGAAGAGUGGACCCUCGGUCACCCAGGAACCCUCCAAAGACCAGGCCGCUGUGCCUACUGCGGAAGAGGUUUCCAGCCCAACACGGGAAGACAGCAGUUUGAAAGACCCAACUGCAUCGGCCUGUUCGGAGACUUCAGCUGACUGUAUGGUAGACAGCCUUCAAAGCCAGGGGGAGGAGCCUACUGAAGCGGCGACCGAUGAUGCAAGUGUUGCGCUGGCGAGCGAGGAGGACCCUACGGAUGGGGGGAGCGCAGAGGCGGAGAGCAGGUCGGAGGAGAGGAGCCAAUCGGCCGACUCGGCCUCCUUUUCCGUGCCCAGCCUGGUGUUCUCGGACGGGAACAACGGAAACUCGCCGGACGAGGCUCUGUCCUCCUCCUACUCUGCUCUGGGCGCCGAAGGACAGUCCCCGUCCGUCGACUUGCCCUGCUUGGGGGACGAGGCCCUGGGGGCCACUGCUGCCGCCUCCCCCCCCAUGGUGGUAGGAGGCCCUGCCGGGACCGGGCCAGAUUCGGACCCCGCCCUGCCGGCGUACUACUUCGUGAAGUGGAUCAUGUGGAAGGACAAGAAGACGCCGAUCAUCACGCAGAGCGAGAACGGGCCCUGUCCGCUGCUCGCCAUCAUGAACAUCCUGUUCCUGCGCUGGCAGGCUAAGUUACCUGCCCAAACAGAAGUCAUCACCACCGAGGACCUUAUGACUCACCUUGGGGAGUGUGUGUUAUCCAUUAAACCAAGGGAGAAGGUACAAGGAAUGGAGCUCAACUUUCAGCAGAACAUGAGCGACGCCAUGGCGGUCCUGCCCAAGCUGUCCACUGGCCUGGAUGUCAACGUACGCUUCACGGGGGUGUCUGAUUUCGAGUACACGCCGGAGUGCAUCGUGUUCGACCUGCUGGACAUCCCCCUGUACCACGGCUGGCUGGUAGACCCACAGAGUGUAGAGAUGGCGACUGCAGUGGGGAAACUCAGCUACAAUCAGCUGGUGGAGAAGAUCAUCAACUACAAGCAGUCUGUGGACAGCAGCCAUGUCAGCGAAGCCCUGGUUGCCGAGCAGUUCCUGGAGUCCACGGCGACCCAGCUCUCGUACCACGGCCUGUGUGAGCUCAACACUACCGCCAAGGAAGGGGAGCUGUCCGUCUUCUUCAGGAACAACCACUUCAGCACCAUGAUCAAGCACAAGGGCCACCUGUACCUGCUGGUGACGGACCAGGGCUUCCUGCAGGAGGAGGCCUUGGUGUGGGAGAGCCUGCACAACGUGGAGGGCGACGGGAACUUCUGCGACUCGGACUUCCGCCUGUGCCACCCGCCGCAGAGGACCACCCCGCCCGCUGCCCCGGGAGCCGCGCUCACUCCGCAGCAGCAGCAGCAGCAGAUCGACCAGGACUACAUGGUCGCGAUGUCCCUGCAGCAGCAGCAGGGCGCGGCCCCGGGGCCUCUCAGUGACCUGGAGCUGGCCCGGCAGCUGCAGCAGGAGGAGUACCAGCAGCAGCAACAGCAGCUGCCCCCUGGUGGCCAGCCCUCUGCACCGCAGGUCCGAGCUCCGGCACACCCCGCCCAGCAGGGCGGCGGCCAGAGGAGGCGCCCCGAAAAAAAGGACGACUCCGACUGUGUCAUACUAUAGCCUCUCCCACUGCCCCGCCCCCAUGCCACACCCCACCCCGCCCCUUCCUGUUAUUCCAGGAGCUUGGGUCCUUCUGGAGCCUGGUACCCCCCCUCCCCUCAACCAAACUGAGACUGGGGAUCACCCCCCCCCCCAUUCUGCACACCUCCUAACAUCUGUCCACACACACACGCACUCACACACACGCACUUACACACGCACUCACACACACUCACGCACACACACACACACACUCACACGCACUCACACACACACACACACUUACAACGCACUCACACACACGUACGCACACACACACUCACACGCACUCACACACACACACUCACAUGCAAACACUCACGCACGCACUCACACGCACACACACGCACACACUCACACACUCACACUCACACACGCACACACUCAUGCACACACACACUCUUCACAUUUGUCACAUCCAGCCAAAUAGAAACAGGAAGUGGAGAGGGGUGUGGGAGGAAGGGGGGUGCACAUCAUUCCUCACUGCCAAUUGUAACCAUGGAACCCUCAAAGCAGAUCGUCGGAACCAGACGGGAGACCCCCUCCACCCCCCCCACUUUAUCCGGUGGAGACGGGUGGGAAAAAUUCCCGAACUGCUUUCGAGUUCGGCCUGAAGUUUUGGGGUCGACCUGCAGUCAAGGGGGAGACACAGGGGACCUACUCCCCCAAGUGCAUUCUGGGGUUAACCUGUUAACCUGCUUGAUUUUUUUAAAAACUUAUUAAAAAUUAUUAAAAAUAAAUAAAAAGUUAGUACAUCCUCCCCAUUACCCUUUUUCAGACAUUUUCCCCCUUGUUGGAGACAGAGCCUAGCUGUGUUUCUGACUGUCAAUUGGAUCUUGUGCAGGCUUCUAUUGCAAUUUUUUAAAAAGAUGAUCUGAUUGGCCAUCAGAAGUCACAUGAGCACACGUAUGAGAAGUUUGGUCUACUGGUUGGUCCAGUUCAAACGGGAAAUGCAACAGAAAUAUUGUGCAAAAAACUAUAAAAGGUUGAAUGCAUUUCACAAGUACAGGUUACCCCCCCCAUCCUUUUUUUCUGGGGUGCUCCUGUCCCAAAUUCUAGGACAGAACAAAUUGCCAUCUUGGGUCCUUGGGCAUAGAGAUUCCUUCCAAUACGUCAGAACCGACAGAACAUUCCGGUCCUGUGUGCAGUCACUGCACCUGGCGGGAUUGUGCUAAGCUUUCAGGCAAAGGAAGUGCCUUUAGGGCUCAGUUACUUUAGUGUACAGAGACAGGAAGUGCGUUUAGGGCAGUUGCUUUUGUGCUCACUUAGUGUACAGGGCAGUUACUUGAGUGUGCAAGGACAGGAACCGUCUUUAUGGCUCAGUGACUUGAGUGUACAGGAAGUGUCUUUAGGGCUCCGUUACUUUAGUGCUCAGUUACUUUAGUGCUCAGUUAGUGUACAGAAACAGGAAGUGCCUUUAGGGCAGUUACUUGAGUGUAUAAGGACAGGAAGUGUUGUCAUGGCUCAGUGACUUGAGUGUACAGGGACAGGAAGUUGUCUUCAGGGUAGUGUGACUUUGGUGUACAGGCACAGGAAGUUGUCUUUAGGAUAUGGUAAGUUAAGUAUGCAGGGACAGGAAGUCCCCUUUAGGACACAGUUAAUAGAGUGUGUUGUAUCUGGUCCAGUGUAAAACCUGCAGCGGAGCGUGGGAAGAUAAUCUCAAUGUGAGAACUUAAAUUAACAGUGGUGGUUAGGGAACACAGACUGUGCAAAGGAGCCAUACCGGACCGCAGAAGGGACUUGGUUCUUGACCCGCUGAGCUUAUGAGUGUUAAUAUAAUUCUUACCUUUUAAUCGGAAUAAUAAAGGCAAAUAGUUCUUCAAAUGCGGAGAAGCCAACUGAUGUCCCAGUGCGUUUUCAGUAGCCAUAGAGGGGGGAGGGAUUGACCACAUCAUGUUAACACACCUGACAUCACACCUGACUUUGUAUUUCAUCUCAAUAAAGGACAGUAAAUAUG